ACAUCUGCAGUCAGUGCAGACAUGGCAUUCACAUUCAUGUUGACUAUUUCUCCAUGUUCGUGAAUCAUUAUCCCCCGACUCAGUGCGCUGCGUAUGUUCAAAAGACGCCUUUGACACAGUGUUGCACUUGUGAAACUUGGCUUGCAGAUCAUGUCGCUAUCAAUAACCUGUUUCGUCAUGCGGAGCCUUGGAAGGUGUUAGACAAUUUCGCGGGAAAUAAUGACACUUCUCAUAGUCUCGACGUGAUCAACUUUUUCAACGAUGCCGUCAACGAUACAUUCACACCAUCCGCCAAUUCCGAUACCGACACCUUUUAUCACGACGCGAACCCCACCCCGAUCACUGCUGCACCUACUUUCCCCCUCAGUGCUCACCAUCCAUCACGCCCUUACAAUGAUGUGGGCAACAUCCCACUCGCUCCAUCCUCGCCCUCUCCUUCGGCCAGUAACACCCCAUCCGGUAUUCAAUCAGAUGACACUCAGGCCCAAGGGUAUCACUCAGACCAUUACUUCGUUCGAUACCCGGACCAUUUCAUGAACAAUCCCUAUGCUCAUCAGCCAGACGGCGGUGCCACGGGGGGGAGUUUCGAGCAUCACUACUAUUCGCCAAACACGAUGCACGGUGCGACGCCUGAGGCUGGGUCGGACUCGUAUAUCUAGUCCAUGACUACGACAGCUUCCUAAUUUUUUCUUCCAUUCUCCUAACCCUCG
This is a messenger RNA of Desarmillaria tabescens, 710 nucleotides long. RefSeq lists its product as uncharacterized. Lineage: Eukaryota; Fungi; Basidiomycota; Agaricomycetes; Agaricales; Physalacriaceae. The record is from RefSeq and is a predicted model, not a curated record. The coding region runs from base 54 to 659 and encodes 201 amino acids. The transcript is spliced from 2 exons.